Molecule: messenger RNA, 1134 nt
Organism: Schizosaccharomyces octosporus yFS286
Lineage: Eukaryota; Fungi; Ascomycota; Schizosaccharomycetes; Schizosaccharomycetales; Schizosaccharomycetaceae
Product: farnesyltransferase beta subunit Cpp1
Exons: 1
Coding region: 1-1134 (377 amino acids)
Biological process (GO): protein farnesylation
Cellular component (GO): protein farnesyltransferase complex
Molecular function (GO): protein farnesyltransferase activity
Source: RefSeq, a predicted model, not a curated record
AUGAUGGUUGAGCUUAGUGAUACGCAAGCCUUACAAGAAGAAACAGCUUCAGCUGUCGCACCUUUGCUACAGGAUAGACAGGAGCUUUUUCAUUUUAACAAGCAUCAUAACUAUCUAAAGAAAAUGUUAGAACCGCUUCCUAGCUUUUUCUCCGUUUUGGAUGCCUCUAAGGCCUGGAUGGUUUAUUGGGAGCUUAAUUCUUUAGCUGUUAUGAAUAGAUUAGACAUGUCUACUAAAACAAGAGCAAUUAGUACUCUUCGUCAAUUACGAGGUAAAAACGGUGGUUUUUGUGGUGGAAACGGUCAAGAAGAACAUGUAUUGAGUACCUAUGCAGCUGUUCUAAGUAUCUGUAUAUGUGAUUGUGACGAAGCUUUUGCUCUUAUCGAUAAAGCGAAGUUAGUACAGUGGCUUUACUCUUUAAAAAACGCUGACGGAUCUUUUCGCGUGAAUCACGAAGGCGAGUCUGAUGCUCGUUCAGCUUAUGCAGUUGUUUGCGUUGCUUCCCUUUUGGGAUUUUCUAAUGACCACGAUCUAUUUAACGGCACCUUAGAAUGGCUUUGUAAAUGCCAAACAUACGAAGGUGGAUUAGCGGGUGUUCCUAAUGCUGAAGCACAUGGUGGAUACACUUUCUGUGCUUUAGCAGCCAUAGCUUUAUUACAAGGAAUCCAGAAGUUAGAUAUCCCAAGUCUCGUAAAAUGGCUAGUACAAAGACAGGAUUCUGCUCUUUAUGGGUUUUCUGGAAGAACGAACAAACUUGUCGAUGGCUGCUAUAGUUGGUGGGUAGGUGGAAGCCACCUUAUAUUAGCUUCCGGAUUUGGUAACAGAUCUGAAAAUGUAACACAUGCCUUAUUUUACAAUUCACGAAAACUUAUGAAAUACAUUCUUCAAUGCUGUCAAGCAAAGUCUGGUGGAUUACGCGAUAAGCCUCCUAAACGACCUGAUCAAUACCAUACUUGCUACUGUCUAUUAGGAUUGUCUUCAAUAGCUUAUGACUAUAAAAUACAAGAUAAUGAUUGGUUGAUUGAACCUUCUUCUCUACAUUCGACUCUGAAUUUUUUGUUACCAACUCAUCCAAUUUUUUGUAUACCUUUGGGUUUGGAAAAAAAGAUGUUAUCUUACUUUAAAGAUAUUUAA